UUUAGCUUUACGUACACCGGAAUGUAAAAGUUUGUGUGUGAGCCAUGAGCAUUCUGUGGUGAUGUGAUGUGAACCUGUGAUCAAGACGUCUGCAAUAUCACAAUAUGUCUGACUAUUUGGAAAUAUUUUUAGAAUUAGCGUAGUCGUAACUAAUAAAAUAAUCAAUUUGAAAGACGUCCAUGCUAUGGACGACAUAUGACAUACUUUAUAAAAAGAUCGAUAAGGAGACGAGUUAUAGUGAAGAUAUGUGUUGUGGCCCAUUUGCUUUACGUGUGUAUAGUAGAUAUGCGCGUGACGGGACUGAAGGGCGACGUGCAGAGUGGUGCUUCGGUCUGAGUGCGCAUUGGACGAUAUAACGUUUCACGCCUCGCCAGGGUCAACCUGAGCGACGCGUUUUUUUGUAUAUAUUUUUAUUAUAUAGAAAAUAAACAUGGAUCAAAGAGUGCAAUGCCCUGUGUGUACACUGUACCUGCACAGUGGAAUGACCUUAGAGUCACAUUUAGAUACACAUCCAAAAGAUCAAGUAAUAAAAGCACUGUGUACUUUAUCAGCAAAAGCUGCUAAUUUUGGAAGCAGAACACCUACUCCAUUAAACUCGGAGAGGUCAUUUAGAAGUAGGUCACGAACACCAGCAACUGACGAUAGUGGACGAUGGGCCAAUUCUCAUCGAAAUAGUGAUAAUGAAAGGUACUGGAGAAGGACCCCAAGUAGAACUAAGUCAACUCCACUCUCAACUUCAAUCUCAAGAAAUCCUACACCAGAUCUACGAAUUGGGAAUAUUUCAUUUGAAAAUCAUAUAGCUAACAAUAUUUCAAGUCAGGGCUCUGAUUCUUACACAGUGAAAUCAGAUAAAACACAGCAAACUUAUACUUCAAAUGGUCAAUCCUUAGCAUCUGAUUUUGAUCAACAGUAUCCUUACUAUCCAGAACAACACGAAGACCCAGAAAUUAAAUUUUCUCGAAGUUCAGAGUAUAAUGCACAGUUAGAUAAUUCAAAUGUGUUUGCAUACAAUAUGCCAGUAUUAGGAUCAGGUGUCAAACUGCCUACUACUGUUAUGCCAACAGUGCCUAGAAGGGGCAAUGAUUAUGUCAAAAUCUUACCUAAACAAGGAAACCUACUUGUUAAAACGAAUGUGGCUGGAAUGCAAUAUAUACCUUCAGGAGUUAAACCUAUGCAUGUAAUGAUGCCUGCAGCACCGCCAUUUGUUCAAAAGAAUCUUCAAAACAACAUGAUUAUGACUGGAAAUUUACCCACUAGCCAAUUAUUGGAUCCAAAAUUAAUGGCCCCACCAUUAAACAGUCAAUUUAAUCAAAUGAAUCAUUCUGGAGCUUUUACCCCGGGAACAACAGUAGUCACUCAAAACUCACAAAUAAUUUAUAGGGAGAUGGUUCAUAAUAUAGAUGGUAAGCCAUUCAUUUCAAGUAUGCCAGCAGUACUUGGCGGUCCUGAAAAUGUUACAAAUGUUGCUCAGAGCAGUUCAAUGUACCAAAAUGUCAUGGUGGUAGAUCAGUUUGGUAAUACUUCUUGUAUGUAUACAACACCGCAACAUAUAUUAUCAAAGCCCUGUACUCCUCUGUUCAAUGAAAAUGUACCAUUAAUGCAAAAUGUACCAGAUAAAACUGGCUCCAGUGUAAUUACUGAUGGUAAUAAAACUUUAAUUAUUGAAGUAAGUCCGAUGUUAUCGGGCGAACCUAUAAAUGAUGCAAACCAGAACACACUACCUCAACCAGAUGAUAAUCCAGUAAAUAAAAUGAUUGAGCAAGAAAAGUCAGAAUCAUCUAUUGAAUCCCCAGGGCCUAGUAAAGGGCUGAAAAUUCUUAGUAAUAUUAAGGUAGAGGUUCCUGUACAGCAUCACAAAAAUAUGCUAAACACAGUAAUGGACUUGACAGGUUCAACUGACUCCGACUAUAUGGAACGUUCUAUUACUCCAGAGAAAAUUUUGCCCGAUUUAGACCAUAAUGAUCCUAGAUUAUCUGAUAAAUGUACUCAACCAUCUAAUGCUGGCGACAGUUUAAUUUCGAAUGCAUUUUCUGUGUUAAAACAUUCAAGUAACACACACAAAGAAAUUUCUUUAAAAUCAACUGUUAUAGAAAAUAAGCUUGAUACAGAAUUUUCAGACAGUUGCCCAGUUCCUGAUCUUAUUUGUAAUGAAAAGCCAUCUAUAUCUCCAUGUAGUGAAUUGUCUGACCACGGGGAUAAUUCUAAUGAUAGACUUAUUAUACUUUCCCCAAAACCAGAAAGCAGUAAAAAAUACCAAAGCCUGGUAAAGAAUAUUAAUGGCGAAAAGAAAUUACCAACUAAAUCUCAACCCUCCAACAAAUACAAUCAAAUUCAAAAACAUAACUCUCUAAAACUUAAUAAUAUUUUCGUGAAAAAGCAAAAAAAACAAUUGCAAAUAAAGAACUCAAAGGCAUCACAAAUCAUUACUAAACCAGUUGAACGAGAACCACGAGCGUCCUCGUCGACAUGUAAGCCAUUAGAAAAUUUUGCAAUGAAUAAAACACACCAAUCUGAAAAAUGUGAUAACAAGAGUAAAUUGCAAACUGUUUCAAUAGAAAAAAUUGAAAAUAACAAUGAUGACCGUAAUGAAUUUGAUGCCAACACUGAGGUGCAAUCGAUGGACAUCGAGCCAGUCACGCCGUCAAACCUCAACCUUCCUUCUCAGUAUAAUCCUACAGUUGUUAAAGAAGAAAUCAAUUCUAAUGAAUUUAGCAACGGAGCUGAUCGAUCCACCGACCUUGCACCAAUGGAGACGCUCAGGCCAAUCAAUGUGGUCAAUUAUAGCAAUAUAACGGUCGAAUUUGACGAUGAUUCCAAUCACAGAGAGCUACUAGAUUUAGAAGCUGCAUCGAAAAAUAAGCAAUUUGUAUCAAUGAUGAAUGAAAACUACUUUGGGGAUAACAUUUACGCUGACUAUUUUACUCCGGAUCGCGUUGAAGCGUUCGAUGCGGAAAAAGAAUCGAAUUACGCCAAGGAGAACGCUAAAGAAGGAAUGUACAUUUGGGGUGAAUCAUCGCAGAAGGAAAGUGAAUUUGUUUUACCCAAUUUUAUACACGAGAGUUAUAAAAUAGCUGAAAGCAAUGGGAUGGACUAUUCUGAUAUGGGUGCGGCGGGGGAUCAUAUCGAUAGCGACAGGUGCGAAGGGGACAGCAAAGCUGACGUGUUGAGUGAGAGUAUAAGCGACAGUGAACCGACUUUGAAUAUCUGCGCUGAUGAGAGGAUGCCGCCUCGCGGAGAACUCAGCGGGCAAGAAAGCAACGGAGACAUGGAAUCACCUUGGACUGGGAUGUAUUCGGGAGUUCCCCCGGCGGAGCCUUAUGAUCUAAUGGCGCGGGAGAGUUGGGUUUCAGAUGGGUCCGACAUAGAUGCUAACGAAAAAACAGAAAACGUUAUUGAGGAAGAACUCCACUUUCCGAAGGCAAGAAUGUACACUUGCGCACAGUGCGGGGUGAAGUUCCCCUCGCUGAAGGAGCUGCGCGCGCACAAGGCGCUGGUGCACGCGCUGCCCACGUGCUCCAGCGUCAAGACCUCCUACAGCCGCCUCAUGACCGCCAGGGCCAUCAAGAAGGAGGAGAAGCCGGACGAACAUGUGCUGGCAGGUAAUCUAUUGUCAUUGGACACAAAGGAGACGAUGGCUUCGACAAUGUUAAAAGUAUACGACGCGAUUAGUGAAGCUAAGCCACAAAUCGAAGGUUUAAUAAAGCAGGAAACGAAAAAGAGGCGAAAAGAUUACGUGUGUCCAACUUGCAAGGUCGACCAGGUCACCGACGCGGCCUUCCACGCCCAUCUCAAGAUCCACCCGCUGGAGUGUCUCACGUGCGGAAAGUGUUUCUUCAAACGAGCAUAUCUAGCGUUACACGUGAAAACGCAUUUAGGAAUAAAGAACUAUAAAUGCGAGGUAUGCGAAAAGCGUUUCAUAACACGUCAGAAGCUGUCGGAGCACCACAACGUGCACACCGGCCGGACGCCCGUCAAGUGCACUAUCUGCGACGACACCUUCCGACGGUACUCCAAUAUGGUGCAGCACAGGGACCGGCACCAUUUCAAGAAGAAGACAAAGAUCCGCGACUUCGUGUGCCACUGCGGCGCCGUGUUCCACUCGCGCGCCAAGCUGCACUGGCACAAGGAGACGCACGACGAGAAGCCCAAGGCGUGCCUGUACUGCAGCGACAAGUUCGUGCACGCCGCGUCGCUCACGCGCCACGUGCGCCGCUCGCACAACGAGUACUUCCUCGUCGACAAGGGCACGGAGAAGGGCCGGAUGGAGAAUGUGCCUUGUCCUGUUUGUAAACAGAUUUACCUUAGAUCAAAUUUGCGUGCUCACUUGCUGACACACAGCGGGAAGAAACCAUACCAUUGCAUCAUCUGUAACAAAGCAUUCACAACUAAGUGGAACUUGAAACUUCACCGUUGGACGCACUUGAGUCGGUCAGCUAAACCUUUCAAAUGCACGCUGUGUAAAGGUGCAUUCAUCAGGCAGUCCGAUUACGUAUCCCACAUGAACGCGCACAAGUCUGUUCGUCCAUACACCUGCAACUACUGCGGCUGCCAGUUCAUUAGGAAGUACAACUGCCAACGACAUGUUCGAGAACACGAAAUGGAAAAGAAGUUUGUGUGUAAAGUGCCCGAGUGUGGUAAAUCGUUCCAUAGGAGUUAUUAUUUAUCUGAACAUAUGAAAGUGCAUAGUGGAGCGAGGCCUUUUGCAUGUAAUAUAUGUGGUAAAACAUCGAGUAAUAAGUCCAAUCAUAAUAAACAUGUGAAGAUACACCAUGCAAGGGAGCCAGUAGCGACUGAAGCGUAAGUAUGAAAAAUUUACAAACGCGGACUAGGCGACUCUUGAGAGGUUAUUUUGAUGCUACUAAAGAUUUUGUAAUAUAGAAGGAUUUCUAUCUCUCGGUCCAUUUUCUCUAAAUUUCGGCUACUCAUUUGAUUAUUUGCAAUGAAUAAUCAAUCCUAACUAAAAAGUUAUUAUAUAAAAAUGGCAUCAUUAACAAAGGUUUUGAUACAGAGUCGCCACAUUGUAAAUAUUUAGUUAAAUUUAAAUAUAUUGUGUAAAUACAGGACCAAGUUUGUGUAAAUUGAUGGGGAGAGUAUAGAGAGCAUUUUACAGUUAAAACCAAUACUUAACUAAGUAUUGUCGUGUGACAGACUUUAUUGUAUUAUUAUUUGUAAUUUUAUUUUUAAAACUAUUUAUAAUGUAUUUAUACUUUGUGUUGAAUAUUUUUUUCUAAAUGGGCACAAUAUGACUUUGAUACCUGUUAAAACUAUUUACUGUAAGAAAAAUGAUAUAAAAAGUGAUCGCCCUAAUAUUUAACGAAUACCGUGCGUCUUUUAAUUAGAUAUGGUUUCAAGUAGUGAGAAAGUUCCUAACAAUUGAGAUAAUAACGGAUUAGUUACUUGAUGUUUUUGUCUCUGAAAAAAAUUUAUAUAAAAUAAGAGGUUGGAUAUUAAAGAGAGCCGAGAUUUAACUUUCAACAUUCAAAUCUGAAUAGGUUGUGAACUAUUACUAAUGAAUUUUGUAAAUAGAUAUAGAAAAAAAACAUUGAUAUAAUAAGGUCAGUCACACUACGAUAUUCUUAAUGAGUAUUUUAGUCAAUUUACUGGAAAGGGCAUUUUGGUAAAGGUACACCCCGCUUAAUAAUUUAAUUUCUUAAAUAAUAGAACAAUAAUCUGCGGUUAUACGACGGUAGUUUUUAAGUGGCGAGUAUUGUUAUUUGAAGAGAAUUCUGUGAGAAAAUUUAAUAAACUAGAUACAUAUCAAUGUUUAAAAUAUUCACGCGAUGGUUUGCCAUGCGAAAAAUAUUCAAAAUAAGUAUAAGAUUAAUUGACUUUAAAAACUCCUUAUUCAUUAAUAGGUAACAUCGAAGGCAACAUAGUAUAAUAUAAUGUGUAUUAAAUUAAUGUUAUAACAUUUCUCUACAGGAUUUUUUCUUUGUACAUACUCGAUUUAACAGAUAAAUUGCUCAAAGACAAUUCUAAGUAAUCGUAGACUAUGUCUAUGAUUCACACUAUUGACAGUCACAUUAAAACUUCUUUUCUAUUUUAGUAUUUGUAUUAGUAAUCUAGUUAUAGUUUUAUUUAUUUUCUUUUAAAGUUAAACUUUAUGUUUUUAUUAGGUAAUUGAUGAAUUUACUAACAUUAAAUGCAAUAUGUCUUCCACAUUGCAUAAGUUGAAAUUUGUAUUAAACUUUUUUUUAUUUAUUUACAUAGCAUACUAGCAAGUACAGCGCAAAUUAUUAAUUAAACUUGACGUUAAAGAUAUGGUUUACAUCUAUAAACAAAUAAAUACCUAAUUAGUUUAAUUAUAAUAAUUUUGUGACAGGUUAAAAAUUUCUAAACAUUGUUUGGUACAAACUUUUAUAUAUUACAACAGCUUUAUGAAAUAGUUUUUUUUCUUAAUGAAUUAUCUAAUAUUUAAGAUGUGCCUGCGCUAAGCGAAAUCUGAAAUAAAAUUUUGGAUGGUAAAAAUGUGACAUUAUAAUGGCACCUUUAAGUAAUUAUUUCCAAAUAUAUUUAAUAGUAUUGGAAACUAGAAUAUAUGCUGUUUAUGUAUCAGAUUACACUCAAAAUAUAUAUAAUACAUCCCACCGGUAAUGCAUCACUCAGCGCAGAUGUUGCGAGCACAUCUUAAAAUUUAUGUACUUGUUUUUUUUAUUUAUUAUUAAAACAUAAUUCAUUUAAAAAACCUUCAUGAAUUACAAUAUUAGUAAGAUUUGUUGCCAUAAAAUAUUUAAGGCGACUUUCAUGAUAUUUAUUACAGUAAUAAAAUAUGAGCUUUAUUGUAAGCGCAUAAGGUCCGUCAUAAAUUCUACUGUGAUUACAAUGAUGAUCGAUGAAGUUUUUUUUGUAUUAGUUUAAUUUCCAUAUUGUGCUUGUAUUUAUUUACACACUGAAAAUUAUAAGAAAAUUGUGCAAUAACAAACCGAUCGUUGUUAUUGUUGUUUCUGAACUAAGCCUCCACCACUUUUAUUGUAAGUUGUUCAAACUUUUUUUUUUAUAUUUAUUUCCUUUGUUUUUUUUAUAUACAUGCAAAAAUAAUAAUUAUAAAAUUGAUCUGUUAUUUGGUAAUAUUUACAAAUAGGUGGGGCUUUGUUCCUUCAAAUAUUUUUAUAUACAUUGGAAAUUGUUGUGUGUCUUGUAAAUGAAUCACACCAACUGUGUUCAUGCGAUAUCGUAUUUUAAUUUUCUGUAUUUUUAACGUAAAUGAAUGAUCUCGUAACUUAACACAACAAAAGUUUGAUUUUUUGUUAUUAUAGUAAAAUUUAGUCUUUAAUUCAAGUUUGUAUUUUGAAAGCAUUUGAUAAAAUUCAGGUUGGUUCCGUUUGCGUAUAAUAAGACCGUUUAUCGAUUUAUUUUAUCGAAUGUUUUCAAAAUAAGGAAAACUUUUUGCGGUUAUUAGAAUAAAUUGGUUAUUUAUUUUUAAAAUAAUUUGUAAAUACGAAGUAAGGUACUUUUAUUUUGUAACACGUGGGUCGUACACCAAAACUCAGUUCAGCGGGGUUACUGGACUGGAUUAGUGUCUGCAAUAAAUUAAAAGUAAGCUAA
Nymphalis io (European peacock) is the source of this 7545-nucleotide messenger RNA. RefSeq lists its product as uncharacterized. The transcript is spliced from 8 exons. The record is from RefSeq and is a predicted model, not a curated record. Lineage: Eukaryota; Metazoa; Arthropoda; Insecta; Lepidoptera; Nymphalidae. The coding region runs from base 431 to 4801 and encodes 1456 amino acids.